AUGGAGAACGAUGAGUUCUGCUUACUGAAGAAAGACGCCAUCUUAACGCCUGGACACUCUCAUCCUUGCAACGUGGACAGCAGGGAAGAGGCUACAGGCACGUUGCCACCCGGGCCUGGGGCAACCACAGCUCUGAAAGGAAUUAGGAGCUUUCCCAGGGCCAUCUCCACCACUGCUGCUUUGGUGGUGACACCAAAGCACAUCCUGACAGCGGCUUGUCCGCGGCCCACGCGGCCCCUGGCCCUCUCUCACGGCCUCUCUCCGCAGCGCAUGACGGACAAGUGCUUUCGGAAGUGCAUCGGCAAGCCGGGCGGCUCGCUGGACAAUUCGGAGCAGAAGUGCAUCGCCAUGUGCAUGGACCGGUACAUGGACGCCUGGAACACGGUUUCCCGAGCCUACAACUCCCGGCUGCAGCGGGAGAGAGCCAACAUGUGAAGCAUCUCAGCUCCAGGAACAGGGAUGGACCCAGCGGGGAAGGGACAAGUGGCCAGUCCAUGUGCCUGGGGACAAAUCCUGCUACCUUUCCAACCCCUGCUGUGGCAGAGCAAUAAACCCUCACUGAAUCUUUUGCA
This is a messenger RNA of Struthio camelus australis, 572 nucleotides long. Lineage: Eukaryota; Metazoa; Chordata; Aves; Struthioniformes; Struthionidae. The record is from RefSeq and is a predicted model, not a curated record.